UAAAACAUCAAUGUGGUCCCACUUCAUCAUAGUGGACCAUGUUCCGGCUCUUGUGCAAUCCGCUUCCAGCUACGAGUACCAUGCAUCAUCCUGGCAAUAGUACGGUAGGCAAAACAAGAGCAUGGAGGGAGCAUAUAUUGGGGGUAUCAGCACAGACCACCCAUAUAUACUCCCUCCCCAAGGAUCCAGUACGAAAAAACGCUCAAACAAGAUUCAAAACCAGCUUCAAAGUUCUUCAUUCAAUGUCAUGCAUCCAAAAGAGGCGAGUGAAAUGUUAAUCUUACCAUAGUCACCAUCAUCCAUCAACGAGGUUGAUGCUUUCCACCGGCAUGCCAAGGGGCCCGUCCCCGAGUGCCAGAAGUUGUCCACCCUCGUCAAGGCAGACAACUUAACCUCCAAAGUGAUCUGAGAGACACACACUCUGCCAUACAAACCCCUCCCUAUGUCUAUGGUCAGAGUUCCCCCAAGGUAUUUGGCAAGCGUCCCCAUAAAGACUAGGCGCAAGUUCACUAGGUUGUCCCGUAAGCCUUCAUCCACAAUUGCCCUCAGUUUGAGUUCAGAAGCAAGACGUAGAUAGGCAGGAUCCAGCGAAAACAAACUCCCAGCGAAAACAAAACCCGAGAAAAAGCAUAAUCAGCCACAAGAUGCACUUGUUGGCCGAGAUAACCCAGGCUCCUCCAAAAACCCCAACCGAAAGGAUGAGAAAGAGCUUAGGCAGCCUGCCAGCAGGACCAUUGAGGCAAAAUACAACAUAAAACUCAACCCCAAUCGAAAUGGUAUUACCUCCAUCAUGAGGCAAACCCACGUGAGAAACUCAUCCAAAUCAGUUGGUAUUACCUCAACAAAUGUGAGGCAAAACCAGGGGCAUCAGGAAGAAAUACAGAAGCUAACCAAUUAGACCAUCAUGCCCAAGAGAUUCAGCUCCAAUUCAGCCCACAUGCAGCCUAAUUCACACUUCCAGAAUCAGCAUCUGGUGCAGACCAGCAAAUCCAAGUCCAUGGUAGCAGAUUCAAGUUCAUGGCAUUGUUUAAGCAUUGAAAACAGCCCCUUGGAGCCCAACCUGGCAGCGCCACAAUGCCAUUUGGACUCCAAUUUCUAGUGGAGAUAAUCAGAAAAGGUCAGCAAAGGUUGGGCAGAAGCAAGUCCAGUCCAGUGGCCUUCAAAACAGUAGCAGAAAGAAGUCUUCUAUGGCAGAAAGUCUGGGCAGAGACCAUAACAGGCUUGCCAAGAAUUCACCCUCCACAUCACAGCUUGAAGCUUCCAAACCUUACCAAAUUCCCAAAAAGGCCCAGCAAAAACAGUUGUACAUCACACAAAGCCCAAAACACAGCAAGGAACACUGCCCAAUCACAGCAAAAAGCUCUCCAAAACCAGCCCAAACACUGCCCAAAGUCUCCCAAUUGCUCUGGGCAGAUUGGGGUAUUUGCAGUGCAGUUCCACAGCUCCACAAGGUCCAAUAUAUAGUUUUCCAAAGCACAAGGAAAUCCUCAACAUAAAACCAUAAUAAACCACGUACAAAGAUCCCAAAACAGCAUGCCCCUGGUAAAAGACCAAGGCCUGCUCCAGGCAAUUCUGUCCUCAUUGUAUAUGUCCCAUAGUCCCAAGCGUAGGACCAGGGUUCAACCCAGUAAUGGAAAGAACAGGCCAAGCAAAUAGGAGCUCCAGUACCACCAUACCAAGAACACAGAAAACAAAACACGAAACCACAACACAGAUGAUCAUCACGAGGUCUGAACCCAGUAGCAAAACCAAUCGUUGAGUCAUUAUGUCAUCACAACACCAAAAGCCAUAGAAAUUGGACCCAAAAACAAUCCUAAACCAGAUACAAUUCGUAGUCCAUCUUCGUAGAUGAACAGUGAACCCGUAUAUCCAAUGUUCUUCAAAUAACAUGAAAAUCGAAUGGGUAUGUACUACAGCUUUAUACCUUGGAUUAACAGAGAGUUUCAUUCAUAAUCCUUGAACAGAAUCCAUCAAUUUCGCUUCAGACGCCAUAAAUCUUCAAUUUAGUUCGUCGAUGAACAGUAAUCGCGAAGCGUUGACCUUCGGUUCUCCCAAAAUCCAAUCCCAAAAAUAGCAAAAUAACCUCAAUAAAGGAUUCACCCGCUGUAGGCGCACCCUGAGAUCCAAAAAUCUCAAGCAUAGCUCUCAAAUUGAUGGAGAAACGGCGAGAAAGCCUCCUGCGGGACACUGUUCAUCGCA
This is a messenger RNA of Cuscuta campestris, 2199 nucleotides long. NCBI's taxonomy places the organism in Eukaryota, Viridiplantae, Streptophyta, Magnoliopsida, Solanales, Convolvulaceae. The record is from the annotation of a GenBank genome assembly.